GCUCACUCUUGCCUCUCUUUUUCUCCUUUCAUGCGUCUGCAUCAUCAAAGCAUCCAUAACAACCUGGAUUAGGAUUGAUUGUUAUUUUUCAUUUAAACGUUUUUCUAUUUCAAUUCUUGAUCAACAAUUUAAUUAAUUUUAGUCACAAUGUCAGGCGAUAGUGAAGCAAAGGCUAACCAGUAUAUCCAGGAAGCCCAGAAAAAGCUUAAUGCCUCAAAAAGUUUCCUAGGAGGAUUGUUCGGGGGCUCUUCUAGAGUUGAAGAGGCUAUCGAAUUGUACAUCAAAGGUGCUAACUUAUUUAAAAUGGCUAAAAAAUGGAUGGCUGCCGGAAAUGCUUUCACAGAAGCCGCUUCACUUCAUUUGAAAUCUGGUAGUAAACAUGAUGCAGCAAGCUGCUAUGUAGAUGCUGGAAACUGUUACAAAAAAGUGGACCCUCAAGAAGCUGUCAAUUCCAUACUAAAGGCUAUUGAAAUUUAUACAGACAUGGGACGAUUUUCAAUUGCUGCUAAACACCAUAUGACAGUGGCUGAAAUCUAUGAGAAUGAAGCUGUCGAUAUUGAAAAAGCUAUUGCUCAUUUCGAACAGGCCGCUGAUUACUAUAAAGGAGAAGAAUCGUCAGCAUCUGCGAAUCGAUGUCUUCUCAAUGUUGCCCGAUACGCAGCACAGUUGGAGCAAUAUUCAAAAGCCAUUGGUAUCUACGAAUCAGUUGCUUCUUCAUCUAUUGACAAUUCUUUGUUAAAAUACAGUGCGAAAGAGCACUUUUUCAGAGCUGCCCUUUGCCAUUUGUGUGUUGAUUUAUUGAAUGCUCAGUUGGCUAUCAAAAGAUACGAAGAAAUGUAUCCUGCUUUCAGUGAUUCCCGGGAAUGUAAAUUUGUCAAAGGACUUUUGGAUAAAUUGGAAGAAUCAGACGUUGAAGGCUUCACUCAACUUGUCCAAGAAUAUGAUUCAAUCAGUCGACUAGAUCAAUGGUUCACUACCAUUCUCUUAAAAAUCAAGAAACAAAUUCAACAAGAACCUGAUCUGAAAUAAUUACAUUGAUGCUACAACUUAAUAUGAACGUAUUGCUUAUUGUUUUUGGGCAAUCUUUCUCUCUCAGUCUCCUUUUCCUUUCAUUUUUCUUUCUCUUUAUUUCAAAAUCUCUUUGAAUAAACUCGCACUCGCAGACUACCUAUGAGUGUAUAUCUUUCUCCUGCCCAUCAUAAUCAUGUAUGAUAUAUCUCAACUAAUACUCCCAUUUGAGUCACUACGUUGAGUGUUUGAUUAAUGACGGAUAGGAGGAAAGGAGCUGAAAGAAGAGAGUAAGAUAAUCCAUAAACUGAAAGCAAUUUAAGACAUUGAAUCAUGAAAUGAUUUAUCUUGGUCAUCAGCAACAUCGUCGCCAGCAUCACCUUUAUCUACAUAUUUCAAUGAUUGAAUCAUUUGACUUAAAAUACUUUUCGGAUCAUUCCUGGUCAUUAAAUCUAUGCUGAAUAUUUAUUUCGCUGUGAGUGGUAAUUUCAGUCUUACAGGAAGAGAAAUUUUCAAUUUUUUCCCUGUUCGACUUUUUCGGAGCCUGGAUUGCAAAUGCUCAGUAUGUGUGUUGAACCUUAUGAAAGUUGGCUAUUUAGAAACAAUUUAAAUCAUCAUUCAAAUCAAAGGGCAAAAUUAUAUUAGUCUUAUUAAAAUAAUUCGUUACUUUAA
Messenger RNA from Tetranychus urticae (two-spotted spider mite), 1680 nucleotides. RefSeq names its product Alpha-soluble NSF attachment protein (gene alphaSnap). Gene Ontology annotation, molecular function: soluble NSF attachment protein activity; syntaxin binding. NCBI's taxonomy places the organism in Eukaryota, Metazoa, Arthropoda, Arachnida, Trombidiformes, Tetranychidae. Gene Ontology annotation, cellular component: SNARE complex; vacuolar membrane. Gene Ontology annotation, biological process: SNARE complex disassembly; intracellular protein transport. The record is from RefSeq and is a predicted model, not a curated record.